Xenopus laevis (African clawed frog) is the source of this 3255-nucleotide messenger RNA. It is a transcript of the gene daxx.L, whose product is annotated as death-associated protein 6 L homeolog. NCBI's taxonomy places the organism in Eukaryota, Metazoa, Chordata, Amphibia, Anura, Pipidae. Gene Ontology annotation, biological process: regulation of DNA-templated transcription; nucleosome assembly; positive regulation of DNA-templated transcription. The record is from RefSeq and is marked provisional. Gene Ontology annotation, cellular component: nucleus; PML body; cytoplasm. Gene Ontology annotation, molecular function: nuclear androgen receptor binding; transcription coregulator activity; transcription corepressor activity.
AGCGGAGGUUGAGUGUGACUGGCGCGGUUUUCUGUAACUCAUAGUGGGUGGCUUAUGCCAUGCUGUCUCCAUUAAAACUUAUUCCUUAAGGUCCUGUUUGCCAUAAAAUGGCUCUUGUGGAUGAUGAUAUUAUAAUAUUAGAUGAUGAUGAUAUGGAGGGUGCAGAUGUCGUUCCACAUGAUUCAAAGAAAACUUGUCAGCUACUUUCACCAGAAAUCAAUGGAAAGAAAGGAGAGGAAAGCAAGAGGAAGGCAGGCUCGAUGAGCACAGAUAAUGCCAAGUUAUUUGAAGAGUUUGUAGAUUACUGCACCAGCCUCACCCAAGAGCACCCAGAAGUUAUUACUUUUCUCAGAGGUCGACUUUCCAAGGCCAGCCCUACUUUUUUGUCCUCUGUAGAGUUUCAUAACAUACUGAGUCGCUGUCUUACAAGGGUGCAGAAAAAACGCACCAAAGUCUACGUUUACAUUAAUGAACUCUGUACUGUACUUAAGGCCAAUUCAAGCAAGCGCAAGAUUAACUUGUCACCUGCCAAUCCUAAAACUCCCAUUGAAAAUAAAGUGGUAGCCAGUAUAGAAGAUGGGGAAAGAAAGGAAGAAGAGGCGAGUACAUCAAAGAAAUCUGGUUCCAAAGCACAAAUUCGGUAUCUUGAAAACCUGCUGCAUACAUUUUCUAGGGAGAUUCAAAAACUGCAGGAGAAAGAGUUAAGCCUUGAAGAACUGGAAGAUGAGGACUCGUCAUACAUACAGGAAUCCCGUCUUAAAAGAAAACUACUACGCAUCUUCCAAAAGCUCUGUCAAUUGAAGGGUUGCUCCAGCCUUACUGGUCGAGCAAUAGAGCAGAAGAUUAAUUAUUGUGGUACACGUUACCCGGAAAUUAAUCGCAGGCUGCAGAAGUUCAUUAAUGAAACUAGUGAUGGCUUCCCAGACUAUGGCGAUGUACAUCGAGUGAUACAGAAGGCCAAUGAGAAGGACGGUCUUGGUUUAACGGCCAAACAAAUGGAAGGGAUGGCCCAGGAUGCAUUUCGUGAGCUAGGAAAUCGACUGCAGGAAAGAAGGCAUCUCGAUCUGGUGUUUAAUUUUGGAAGCCACCUCACUGACAACUACAAGCCAGGCUUUGACCCUGCUCUCCAAGAUCCAUCUUUGGCUCGGCGUCUUCGUGAUAACCGCGGUAUAGCAGUAUCUCACCUUGACAAUGUUAUUAAGAAGUAUGCCGACAUGCAGGAUGAGGGAGAGGGUGAAGAAAGCAGAAAAAUAAAACAGGAGAAUGAAAGGAGUCCAAGCAGCUCCAGGGGAGGACAAAACUCUUGGUCAAGGGGAAGAAAGGUUUCCUCUCCAUCUUCCCAAGAAUCAGAGGAAGAUGAGUCAGUUGACUCAGAAACUGAUAUUGAAGAUGAGCUGAAACAAUGUGAGCAAUUGUCUAAUGAAGAGGAAGGCGAUGUAGAUGCAGAACCACCUGCUGUUGACCAAGACAAUGGGGUAGACCAAGACAUGGAGCCUGCAACUGAGUCAUCUUCUUCAGCUGAGGAGGACAAAGAAGAUGAAAAGGAGAUGAACGAAGACCAGAUCCAACAUGGAGAAGAUAAAGGGGAGGAAAGCGGGCAAAAAGAUGUGGUGGAUGAAACCAUAGUAAAGGAACAUGAAAAAAAUGAGUCAUUAAUCCAGUCUACUCUUUUGUCAUCUCAUGAGAAAAUGUCAAAAAUACAAGAGAUAAAGCAGGAGUUGCAUCCACCUCAUACCUCUUUCUGUCUUCCAAACCAAAGCAAAUUAAAAUUAAGUACUAUAGAACUGCAAAAUAACACAACAGAAUGUGGUAUUCAAGAAAAUAGUUUCUCCGAAAAGACCAGAAACUGCUCUGAAUUGCCAGAAAACGAGAACAGCCAGGCUCAACCAGUAGAAAAAGAGGGAUUGCCACAUGUUGCAAAUAAUGUGAGUUGUGUGCGUGAGGAAGUGCUUUGUUCAGCAACUGAUAAUCCAGCAGUUAUGGAGAGGACUGAUACGUCCACAAACAGGUCACCUGGGGACUGUUCCUUGCAGUCAGACUUGUCUGACUUGCCUAAAAACACGCAGAAUAACUUUCUUCCAGAAUCCAAAAUAAGGUUGAAAAGUGUUACUCAAGAUAAACAAAUACAAAACACUGAAGUAGAUGCCACACUAACACAACAAGUUUUGGAAUGUGCAGCAGGUUUGGGAACAUGUAUUGGGAAUAUAAAUUCAAACAAACCAAUUGAAAAAGGCCAUAGCACUGAUGGACCAGUUGAACAUCAUGAGCUUGAAAACAAGAAUGCAGAGAAAGAGAAUGAUGCAAUAUGCUUCAUUGAAAUGCCACCUCCUAAAAGCUGUGUAUUUGAUGGAGCACAAACCAACGAGGAGUUAUUACAUAGUGAUAUCAGCAAUGAGGCUGAGUUCUGUGAAGUUUCUGAUGUUUCACAUUUAAGUAGCAAAAAUGGAAUGACACAUGUUAAAAAGCAAAAGAAGACUGCAAAAUGUCUACAAAGUGGAACAGUGAGUCUAAUUGGGCCAUUCAGUGACUCUGUGAAGAAUGUAAGUAAAGGGGCUAGUUUCACAAGCAAGAAAAGAAAGAAGAGCCUGACACAGACCUCACUAAAAAAUGGGGAUGGCUCAUUCAGUGGUGCCGAAAAAGAGAGAGGAAAAAAAAUUAAGCGUCCAAGAAAAAGUUGCACCUUUGAUUUAGACAGAAGCAAUCAUUCUUCACCUGAAAUUUCCUUAGACUUGAUUGUGAACUGCAGUCCUCCAGAAUCUCCCUGUCCUGUAUCAAAUCCGUGUAUCAAGACUCAUGCCUCAACACAGUGUGACCCCGAUGAAGUGAUUGUCCUUUCAGACUGACUGUGAAAUUGGAACAAUUCAUUUAAGAGCAGCACUGACUAAAGGUUUCUUCUGCGGCUAUAUAUAUAUAUAUAUAUAUAUGUACUCUCUUCUUCGGAUUUUGAAAAAGCAUUGGGUAUUUUUUUUUUUAUAUAUAUUAUUCAUGUGUGGUAAGGAUAACACCUGGAUGAACUAUCUUGGCUUAAACCAUCAAUUCUGGAUGACUGGAUUUAUUUGGAGGCUUCUGGGAAGUUUUAUAUAUAUAUAUAUGGGCUAUGGACCUCGUAAAGAGGGUUAGAUCUUGGAGGGCUAUGUGCCCCUUCAGAUGUUUUGGGUAUAUCACAGGGAAUAUUUUGGAUAUCCCCUCCUGCAAACAAGCCUUUUUUUGGUUUUGUAAAAAAAACAAAAAAAACAAUAAAUUUGUGUUUUAUUA